AUGCAAUCCAUCAAAUGUGUAGUCGUUGGUGAUGGUGCUGUUGGAAAGACAUGUCUGUUGAUUUCAUAUACAACAAAUGCUUUUCCUGGAGAAUAUAUUCCUACGGUGUUUGAUAACUACUCUGCUAAUGUCAUGGUAGACGGUAAACCUAUUAAUCUUGGCUUAUGGGAUACAGCAGGACAAGAAGAUUACGAUCGACUUCGACCUUUAUCUUAUCCUCAAACAGACGUCUUUCUCUGUUGCUUUUCACUUGUAAGCCCAGCAUCCUUUGAAAAUGUGCGAACAAAGUGGUAUCCAGAAAUUAGUCAUCAUGCACCUAAUAUUCCAAUCAUCCUCGUUGGUACCAAAUUAGAUUUACGUGAAGAUAGAGAUACGAUCGAACGCUUAAAACAAAAGCGUAUGGCACCUAUCUCGUACCCUCAAGGCCUUCAGAUGGCUAAGGACAUUGGCGCAGUAAAAUACCUCGAAUGCUCUGCUCUUACACAAAAGGGUCUCAAGAACGUGUUUGAUGAAGCGAUUAGGGCAGUGCUGUCACCUCCUGUGCGACCAAAGAAAAGGAAUCGUUGUGCAUUCUUAUAA
Rhizopus microsporus ATCC 52813 is the source of this 579-nucleotide messenger RNA. RefSeq lists its product as uncharacterized. The record is from RefSeq and is a predicted model, not a curated record. The transcript has 4 exons. Gene Ontology annotation, cellular component: cytoplasmic vesicle; plasma membrane; cytoskeleton. NCBI's taxonomy places the organism in Eukaryota, Fungi, Mucoromycota, Mucoromycetes, Mucorales, Rhizopodaceae. The coding region runs from base 1 to 579 and encodes 192 amino acids. Gene Ontology annotation, molecular function: GTP binding; GTPase activity; protein kinase binding. Gene Ontology annotation, biological process: actin filament organization; small GTPase-mediated signal transduction; establishment or maintenance of cell polarity.